UUUUCUCUCUCUCGUCAGUAGUCCCACGACUCCUUCCGCUCCCUCCAUUUCUCUCGAUUCACUCCUCACGGCCACUCUCGCCGCCGCCGGCAAGAUCACCGUACUGCCUGAAAACCUGCGGCCGUUGCCAUCUCUCGCCGCUAAGAUCGACCGCUGUUCGAGGCCAAGUUCGGUGCAGGUUAAACAGAAAAUAUGGACGCACAAGCAUCUUCAGACCAUCCACAGAUGAAAUCAGCUGUUGUUCUUAGAGGGACUGCCAAAGAUGGGAAACCUGGACCACCCAUUGGUGUUGUUGAUAUCGGGGUGGCUGAGAAAGCCUAUCUAUUUCGGGUUGCUGUGCCUGGUGUUGACAAGGAAUCAGCUAAGCUGAAAUGUUCUAUUGGAGUCCAUGGGAGGGUUGAAAUACAGGGCGAGAUCACAGAUAGAGGCGUUUUGAGCAGCUCAUCAAACGUGUACCGGAUGAUAACCCAGCAACUGAGUCCAACGGGGCCAUUCUCCGUUCAUUUUAACCUGCCUGGACCUGUAGAUACCCGUUUUACUCUUGCCAAUUUCCGUCAAGAUGGCAUUCUGGAAGUAAUGGCCUUCAAAAAGUGAAGUCCAGUGGUCUUGCUAAUGUUCUCGUUCAGAAGUUACAUGUACAGGGCACACAGAGAGCAAAUAUCGCCGUUUUCUGCGAGGCAAACGAUGCAUCUUGAUUAUUUCAUUGAUGUCUCAAAAAACCGAACACUCGGAGUUAAGUCUUGUGUGCUUGCAGAUAAAGCCUGAAGCUGUUUCAAUCUUGGCCCCAUAUAAAGGGGAAUGCAAUUUUGGGCAUGCACCGUUGUCAUGUUGGUUUUAUCUUGUAUCUGGGUAGAUUUUCCUAGUUAUUUAUGGAGAUAUGACUUAUGUAUUGUGGCAAAACAUCGAUUGUUGGUGACAUUAUGUGAAGUACUGUCGUAGUGCAGAAUAAGAUGUUGCCUUCAGUU
This is a messenger RNA of Eucalyptus grandis, 965 nucleotides long. Its product is annotated as alpha-crystallin domain-containing protein 22.3. Bases 193 to 594 code for a protein of 133 amino acids. The record is from RefSeq and is a predicted model, not a curated record. The transcript is spliced from 3 exons. Lineage: Eukaryota; Viridiplantae; Streptophyta; Magnoliopsida; Myrtales; Myrtaceae. Gene Ontology annotation, cellular component: nucleus.